Molecule: messenger RNA, 2977 nt
Organism: Gadus morhua (Atlantic cod)
Lineage: Eukaryota; Metazoa; Chordata; Actinopteri; Gadiformes; Gadidae
Gene: scin
Product: scinderin
Biological process (GO): actin filament severing; central nervous system development; barbed-end actin filament capping
Cellular component (GO): actin cytoskeleton; cytoplasm
Molecular function (GO): actin filament binding; phosphatidylinositol-4,5-bisphosphate binding
Source: RefSeq, a predicted model, not a curated record
GCUGCCUCUACAGUCCCCCAGUCCGCAGCUGACAGACGCUGCACUGUGCUCCAGCACCUGCCUCUGCCUCCAGCCACAGCCUUCUACCGGCCCCUGUCCCAGCCCUCUGCCCGCCUCCCUGACCCUCCGGACAUCAACUUCUACCGGCCCCUGGCCCCUCUGCCCUGACCCUCCAGACACCACCUUCAACCCCUGACCCUUCAGCCCCCCCCCCCCCCCCCAGCCCAGCCCAAACCCUGGCCCUCCGUCCUGACCCUCCAGCCCCACUGAAGACAUGGUGCUCCACCACAAAGAGUUUGAGAAGGCUGGCCGCGCGGCCGGCCUGCAGGUGUGGAGGAUCGAGAGCCUGGAGCUGGCCCCCGUGCCCGAGGGCCUCCACGGGAGCUUCUUCACCGGCGACGCCUACCUGGUCCUGCGGACGACGAUGCAGAAGAACCACUCGUUCUACGACCUCCACUACUGGCUCGGGAAGGAGUGCAGCCAGGACGAGAGCACGGCCGCGGCCAUCUUCAGUGUCCAGCUGGACGACUUCCUGGGGGGCCGGCCGGUGCAGUACCGGGAGCUGCAGGGGGUGGAGUCCACCGCGUUCACCAGCCUCUUCAAGGGAGGCAUCACGUACAAAACAGGGGGAGUGUCAACAGGCUUCCACCAUGUGGUCACCAAUGACCUUUCUGCUCAGAGGCUCUUCCACAUCAAGGGCCGGCGUGUCGUCAGGGCGACGGAGGUCCUGCUCAGCUGGUCCAACUUUAAUAAGGGCGACUGCUUCAUCGUGGACCUCGGAGCGGUGAUUUACCAAUGGUGUGGUUCCAUGUGCAACAAGUUUGAGCGACUGAAGGCGAUGCAAGUAGCCAACGGUAUCCGUGACAACGAGAGAAAUGGGAGGGCCAAGCUUGUGGUUGUGGAAGAGGGAAACGAGCCAUCGAGUUUGACCGAGGUUCUGGGGAGAAAGCCAGAAUUACCGGAGGGCGAUGACAGCGAGGAUACAGUCGCUGACAUGGCCAAUAGAAAGAUCGCAAAACUAUACAUGGUGUCUGAUGCCUCGGGGGACAUGAAGGUGUCCCUUGUGUCAGAGGAAAACCCAUUCAACCAGGAGCAACUGCUGUCAGAUGAAUGCUUCAUCCUCGACAAUGGCAAGAACAAGAAGAUCUUUGUGUGGAAAGGACAUAAGGCCAACCCCAGUGAGAGGAGAGAGGCUAUGAAAACAGCUGAGGGCUUCAUCAAACAGAUGGGCUACGACCCAAACACACAGAUCCAGGUUCUCCCGGAGGCUGGGGAAACAGCCAUCUUCAGGCAGUUCUUCUCGGGCUGGAGGGAGAAGGACCAGAGCGAGGGCUUCGGGAAGGUCUACGUCACCAACAGAAUCGCCAAGAUCCAGCAGACCCAGUUCGACGCCUCGAAGCUCCACAGCUCCGCCCAAAUGGCGGCCCAGUACAACAUGGUGGACGACGGGAGUGGGGAAACCCAGAUCUGGAGGGUGGAGAGCAGCGGACGAGUUCCGGUGGACGCUGACACCUACGGUCAGUUCUACGGCGGAGACUGUUACAUCAUCCUGUACACAUACAGGAAGGGCCAGAUCAUCUACACCUGGCAGGGAGCCAGCUGCACCCUGGACGAGCUGACAGCCUCCGCCUUCCUCACGGUGGAGCUGGACCGGUCCCUGGGAGGGAACGCCGUCCAGGUCAGGGUCUCCCAGGGCAAGGAGCCCCCCCACCUCCUGAGUCUCUUUAAGACCACGCCCCUGAUAGUCUUUAAGAAUGGUACGUCCCGCCUGGGGGGUCAGGCCCCCCCACCUGCAACCCGCCUCUUCCAGGUGCGGAGGAAUCUGAGCACCAUUACAAGAAUCGCAGAGGUGGAGGCCAGGGCGUCCAGCCUGAACGCCAACGACGCCUUCCUGCUCAGGACGCCUGGGGGCCGGGGGUUCCUGUGGGUGGGCCGAGGGGCCAGCGGGGAAGAGGAGAAGGGGGCCCAGUACAUCAGCGAGAAGCUGGUGUGUAACAGCAAGCGCAUAGCAGAGGGGGAGGAGCCAGCGGACUUCUGGGAUGCGUUGGGCGGGAAGUCAGAUUAUCAGACCUCGGACAACCUGCAGAGUCAGAGCAUGAGUCAUCCCGUCCGUCUGUUCGGCUGCUCCAACAAGACCGGCACGUUUAUGGUGGAGGAGGUCCCGGGGGAGUUCACCCAGGAGGACCUGGCCGAGGACGACGUGAUGCUGCUGGACGUGUGGGACCAGGUCUUCCUUUGGUUUGGAAAGGACGCCAACGAUCUGGAAAGAACGGAGUCUGUCAGAUCGGCUCAACAGUACAUAGAGACCGACCCAGGGGGCCGGGACCCCCGGACCCCCGUGGUGACGGUAAAGCAGGGCCACGAGCCCGCCACCUUCACGGGCUGGUUCCUGGCCUGGGACCCCUCCUACACCGCCUUCAGCUCCCUGAAGCUGUAGCAGAGCAAGCCGUCUGGGCGGCGGGAGCGAGGACAAAGGAGCCAUGCGAGGGCUCCAUCUGAUCUGCACUGCAAGGGGAAUGACAAAUCGGUGCUGCGUAUGUUUUAAACUCAUGUUAUAAUUAUGUAAUCAACAUUGUUUUUAUAUCUAUAUAUGUUAAGGUAAAAGCCAAAGCAAACAGUAUUGCCUUUCAGUGUGUGUGUGUGGGGGGGGUGCGCGUGUCUGUGUGUGUGUCUGCGUGCUUGUGUGCACGCGAUGAAUAUAAUAUAUAAUAAUAUAUCUAUGAUAUCUAUAUAAUAAUAUAUAUAUAUAAUUCAUCGCUAAGUUGUCGUUGCAGGGCAGUCACCACAGGGUGGCGCCCGAGCAGCAUGGUACUCCGCGAUUUUUUUUGCUGAAACAGUACUUUAUUCACAGUUUAUUUGCAUGCUUCCCGCUUCUUGUGACUUACUGUUUAUUGAGUUGAAAUUGCCAGCAUGUUUGCAACAAUGUAAUGCUAGUAUUGGUAUCCGGUGCUUCACUUGGAAUAAACUGUUGAGGCAG